This is a messenger RNA of Letharia lupina, 2124 nucleotides long. RefSeq lists its product as uncharacterized. The transcript is spliced from 3 exons. The record is from RefSeq and is a predicted model, not a curated record. Lineage: Eukaryota; Fungi; Ascomycota; Lecanoromycetes; Lecanorales; Parmeliaceae. The coding region runs from base 1 to 2124 and encodes 707 amino acids.
AUGGCAACAACGAGUGAAGCGAAUCUAGGCUUCUGGAGGGACUAUAGUCGUCGCUACCUUGACCAACGGCAGAUACUUGCCACUAACUUUUGGUCUCAAUGGAUGACAGCUUUUGUCGCUGUGUGCCUCACUCUCACAAGUCCUUAUGUUUUCAAGAUAGCCAAGAGCUUUCUAGUUUGGCUUAUUGGUCUUCUUAGUUGGCUCACAAAAGAGUGGAACAAUGCCCAUUUAGCAAAACCUCCUUCGUCAUCGUCUAGUGUCGCUGAAAGCCAGACUCCAUUAAUGCAAAGUCAGCACGUUGACUAUAGAACAAGUUAUAGACCGGAGAAUGAUGUGAUAUCGAAUACGCCAGAUGGUCAGCAGCCCAAUGGAACACCAAUAAGCGCAGUGGAAAGCCAAUCUGAUAACCAGCGUGACAUUGCCAAACCUGUAUCUGAGGAACAGAGCCCACAAGUUGUUGCAACAUUACCAGCUGCAGAAAGUUGUCCGGACUCAGAAAGACGAACACCAUCGGCCCACGGAGACCAAGGUCCCGCAGAUAUACUGAAGAAAUCCCAAGACAGUCGCGAGACUGUAUGGGAGUUCGUCGAGUCUCUACUGCAUGGUGGAGCCAAGCAAGCCGACUCCCCAUCCACCAUAAUGAUCGUGAUAACUACUGUUCUCUUUGGUCUCUUCAUUGCACAGGCAAUAGCCGGCGUGUUUUCAGCCAAGAUUGCUUCCGACAGAGCUGGCCUGUCUUCGUCGCAGCAUUGUGGCAUUUGGCAAUUCAAUGAAAAUGCUGGUGGAGAGCCCGCAGAUCGGGAUGAUUUAAACAAUUAUCAGAAGGAAGCACGAGCAAGCCAGUACGCUCGGACCUGCUACAACUCCCCGGAUCCUACAGACCCAUUGUCUUGUAAGGUGUUCUACAACCAGAGUAUUGCAUACUCUACCAAGACCUAUCAGCCGUGUCCGUUCGCGUCAUCUGAGCUCUGUCACGAUGGACUCUACUCUGCCAUCUCCUUCGAUACUGGCUAUAUUGACGCCAGUGUCAUCGGUAUCAACUCUCCAACGACUCAUAAAUUUCGUCGAACAACAAGCUGCUCCCCACUGAACAUGUCGGAACCAUACGUCCUGCGAUCUCCUCCAGGCACCAAUGGCACAGCCUAUGACUAUUACUAUGGCCCUAAGGACUAUACGAGUUACACGUUCAAUACAUCUGGCCGACCAUUUGAAUGGCUUGUGCCGGUGUACUCGGUAAGCACUUAUUUCUCUUCGCUCUACCCGGAAAUCGAUUAUUGGCACCCAAUACCAGAGCUCCAGACACCAGCCAACAGCACGCUCACAAUCAUUUUCGUGUCUUCGAUGCACAUUUACCAUGUCGAGCCGAGCUUUGAUCCUAUAUUUCCCGCCAACGAACCACGCUAUUUUGAGGGUUUCCGUAAACCUUACUAUUACAACGCCGACCCUCGAGCCCGAGCUCUGGCUUGCGUGGACACAAGUGAGCUGUGCUCUCCCGAUGGUACCACCUGUUGGUCUAUGACUUCGCCUCUGCCGCCGGAUAUCCAGUCCUCUCCAGAAUAUUGGUUGAUGAAAUGGUCCUUGGCGAACUCGAAUACCUUCGAUUCGAUCAAGUGGCGCUUGGGUACCGCACUUCUCGCCCAGGAAAGCGUCAGUCAGUCCGUAUCAAUUCCUUUGAGCCCUUAUCAAUGGCAGCUCGAAGCAAGCCAGCUAUUUGCCACUUCUCUUGCCCGAAUCCAGUACGACGCUUGGAAAAUCGCCACUGGCGAAGACCGCGAGCGACCUGGAUACGUCGAAGUGACCCCUGAAGAAGCCAGAGGUCGUCUUUGCAGGUUGUACAAGUUCAAAAGUUCGGACUAUACUAACAUCAACUUGGCUGCGUUUGUCGGACUCCCGUUGCUGGCGAUCACCAUUUUCGUUUUGAGCUGGGAUGCGAGUGUCGUUGGAUUGGGCUCCAGAAAAGAUGAGAGCAUCGCCUCGGAGCCUCUUAUCAUUGACGUUAUUGUUAGAUUCGUCUGUGAUAUCUUGCUCGUUUUCACCGUGGGCAUAUACACCGGUAUCAUUACUCUCUUUCGAAAAUUGGGCCGUUGCAUCAGAGAUCGAAGACCUAAUUCGAAUCUGUCUUGA